Hipposideros armiger (great roundleaf bat) is the source of this 1652-nucleotide messenger RNA. RefSeq names its product choline kinase beta (gene CHKB). The record is from RefSeq and is a predicted model, not a curated record. Gene Ontology annotation, cellular component: cytoplasm. Lineage: Eukaryota; Metazoa; Chordata; Mammalia; Chiroptera; Hipposideridae. The coding region runs from base 246 to 1433 and encodes 395 amino acids. Gene Ontology annotation, molecular function: choline kinase activity; ethanolamine kinase activity. The transcript is spliced from 11 exons. Gene Ontology annotation, biological process: phosphatidylethanolamine biosynthetic process; CDP-choline pathway.
GUGCUCGCCCCGAGCGGGGGGGCACCGCCGAGACGCGCCGAACUUGGCCUUCGGAAAGGGCACUCGGGCCAGGGUCCCGGAGACAGCCGAGCGGCGCCGCACGGAACCGAACAGAGCCGGAGAGACCCGAAUCCGACCGGAGGAGAGCAGGCGGCCGGAAGCGGCGCCGAGCGCAGCCGGAACAAGCCGAGCCCGCCCGAAGGGGCUGAGCCGCGUUGGGCGUUGGACCGGGUCGAGCCCGAUCCAUGGCGGCGGAGGGGGCCGCUGUGGCCGGAGGCGGUGCAGCCAGCGGCCGCCUGGCCCAGGACAGCUUGCGGCAGUCUAAGUGCCCAGACGCGGCCCAGAACCGGCGGCGCGGCUCGGCGCAGUCGCAGGACGCCCAGCGCCGAGCCUUCCAGUGGUGCCGGGAGUACCUGGGCGGGGCGUGGCGCCGACUGCGGCCGGAGGAGCUGAGGGUGGACCCCGUGAGCGGAGGCCUCAGCAACCUGCUCUUCCGCUGCUCGCUGCCGGACCACCUGCCCAGCGUUGGCGAGGAGCCCCGGGAGGUGCUGCUGCGGCUGUAUGGGGCCAUCCUUCAGGGCGUGGACUCCUUGGUCCUUGAAAGUGUGAUGUUCGCCAUCCUUGCAGAGCGGUCUCUGGGGCCCCAGCUCUACGGAGUCUUUCCAGAGGGCCGGCUGGAGCAGUACAUCCCAAGCCGGCCACUGAAAACGCGAGAGCUUGCAGAGCCCGUGCUGUCUGCAGCCAUCGCCACGAAGAUGGCCCAGUUCCACGGCAUGGAGAUGCCUUUCACUAAGGAGCCCCACUGGCUGUUUGGGACUAUGGAGCGGUACCUGAAGCAGAUCCUGGACUUGCCCCCCACGGACCUCCCCCAGAUGAACCUGCUGGAGAUGUACAGCCUGAAGGACGAGAUGGGCAACCUCAGGAAGUUGUUAGACUCCACCCCAUCACCAGUGGUCUUCUGCCACAAUGACAUCCAGGAAGGAAACAUCUUGUUGCUCUCAGAGCCAGGAAAUGCCGACAGCCUCAUGUUGGUCGACUUUGAGUACAGCGGUUACAACUACAGGGGCUUUGACAUUGGGAACCAUUUUUGUGAGUGGGUUUAUGAUUAUACUCAUGAGGAGUGGCCUUUCUACAAAGCGCAGCCUGCAGACUACCCCACCCGGGCACAGCAGCUCCAUUUUAUUCGCCAUUACCUGGCAGAGGUAAAGAAAGGUGAGACCGUCUCCCAAGAGGAGCAGAGGAAACUGGAAGAAGACCUGCUGGUAGAGGUUAAUCGGUAUGCCCUGGCAUCCCAUUUCUUUUGGGGUCUCUGGUCCAUCCUCCAGGCAUCCAUGUCCACCAUAGAAUUUGGUUACUUGGAGUAUGCCCAGUCUCGGUUCCAGUUCUACUUCCAGCAGAAGGGACAGCUGACCAGCUUCCAACCCCCAUCCUGACUCUCCACCCCAACGCUUUGGAUUUUCCUGGAGCCUCCAAGGCAGGACCUUGGAGGGAGGGGCAAAGUCCAAAAGGCCCUGGGGACUGGGCUGAGCCCCCUGUGACAUGGGUUGAGGAGACUGACCUCUCCCACAGUAUGAGCAGGUCCCCACAGUAGGCAAGCGGGCGGGAGCCCCUGGGCUGUGCGCCUUAAGACAAUAAACGAGCUUCUUCCUUCA